This is a messenger RNA of Tetranychus urticae (two-spotted spider mite), 1988 nucleotides long. RefSeq names its product nop5 ribonucleoprotein (gene nop5). Gene Ontology annotation, cellular component: small-subunit processome; box C/D methylation guide snoRNP complex. Gene Ontology annotation, molecular function: snoRNA binding. The record is from RefSeq and is a predicted model, not a curated record. NCBI's taxonomy places the organism in Eukaryota, Metazoa, Arthropoda, Arachnida, Trombidiformes, Tetranychidae.
ACGACUGCAAUUAUUAAUAAGCCCCUUGGAAGCGUGACUUCAGUCCUCGUGUUUUUUGUUUCCGUUUUAAACUUGUUCAAAUUUUAAACUCGUUGUGUUAAGCGUUCAUCGAAAUAAAUUAAAUCAAAUUAAUCAUGUUGAUUCUUUUUGAAUCUGCUGUUGGUUAUGCUGUUUUCAAGCUCAAAGAUGAUAAAAAAUUGGAGAAAGUUGAUAAGCUCCAUGCUUUAUUUGAAGAUCCUGCCAGUGCCAAUAAAUUACUAAAUUUACAAGCAUUUGAAAAAUUUUCAGAUGUGACUGAAGCUGUUGAAUGUGCUACAUCAAUGUUGGAAGGAAAAGCAAGCAAAAAGUUGAAAAAAUUGUUGAAAAAAAUCGUUGCUAAAGAGCCAAAUGAAAUUGUUGGUGUUGCUGACCCUAAAUUGGCGACUUACAUUAAAGAAAAAUUUAAUGUUAGCUCUGCCGCUACAUCGGCUGUGCAACAAUUAAUGUCCUGCAUAAGAUUGAAUGUUGAAAAUUUGAUACCAGAAUGGUCACCAUCAGAAAAUGAAGCCAUGGAAAUGGGAUUAAGUCAUGGUAUUUCAAGAUAUCAACUCAAAUUUAGUGCUGAUAAAGUGGAUACAAUGAUUAUCCAAGCUGUUUCUCUACUGGACAAUUUAGAUAAAGAGCUAAAUAAUUAUAUUAUGAGAUGCAAAGAAUGGUAUGGUUGGCAUUUUCCUGAAUUGGCUAAAGUUGUUCCUGACAAUACGUCUUAUAUUAAAGCUGUUUUGAAAAUGGGAAUCCGAACAAAUGCAUAUUCAUGCGACUUCAGUGAAUUUUUGGCCCCAGAGACGGAGCAAGAAAUUAAAGAAUUAGCGGAAGUUUCAAUGGGUACUGAUAUUUCAGAAGAAGACAUGAUGAAUAUCGAACAUUUAUGUAGAAAUGUUUUGGAUAUGCAAGAAUAUCGUACUCAACUGUUUGAAUAUUUAAAAAAUCGAAUGAUGGCAAUCGCACCCAAUCUAACUAUGUUGGUUGGAGAAUUGGUUGGCGCUCGCCUAAUUACCCAUGCUGGCUCUUUGAUAAACUUAGCAAAACAUCCUGCUUCAACUAUCCAAAUAUUAGGUGCUGAAAAAGCCCUAUUUCGUGCUCUUAAAACACGCCAUGACACUCCCAAGUAUGGUUUGAUUUAUCAUGCUCAGUUAGUUGGCCAAAGUAAUCCACGGCUUAAAGGUAAAAUGUCUCGAAUGCUUGCUGCUAAAUCAGCUCUAGCCUGUCGUGUUGAUGCAAUGGGUGAAAAUCCAGGAAAUGCUUUAGGAUUAGAACAUAAAGCAAAAUUAGAGGCGAGAUUAAAAGUUUUAGAAGAAAGCAAAGUCAGAGCUAUCAGUGGAACUGGUAAAGCUCAAGCAAAAUGGGAUAAAUAUGAGAAUAAAUCCCAAAUGCUAUCUUAUAAGUCAGGAGGAGAUUCAACGAUGCCGCAAAGUGGGAAAAGAAAGCACGAGAAAGACGAUGUUCAACCCAAAGCAUCAGCUUCAGGUAAUUUCUUCGGACAAAAAGUGCAGCUUAAAACAGAAAAGGAUGAUGACGACGACGAGGAUAGUGAUGACGAUGAUGAAGAAUCUGACUCGUCUGAAGAAGAAGCGAAGCAACCUCCAAUGUUUUCUGCUAGCAAAUCAUCUGCUAAAAAAGGCAAACCUGAACCAGCUCGGAUCUCUAAGCCUGCACCCCAAGCUGCUGCUGACUCUUCUAGUAGUGAAGAAAGUGAUGAUAGCAGUGAUGACAGCGAUUAAUUUCAAGACUACCACUAUUCGUUGUAUAUUUAUGUUAAUUAAAAUGGUCCAUUUUUAUUUUCAAUCAAAUUUUCAUAGUACAAUCAUAUCUAUCAUCCUGCCACUAUUAAAUCGCUGAAAUAUCGGAUAAAUUGUAUCCUUAGUUUAAUUAUCUCGACCAUAAAGUGACUGCUACAUAAUUGCAUCUUUACAUUCUCAAUAUUGAAAAAAUUAAAUUUUUGCAUUUUU